Capsella rubella is the source of this 1789-nucleotide messenger RNA. Its product is annotated as protein DETOXIFICATION 44, chloroplastic. Gene Ontology annotation, biological process: transmembrane transport. Gene Ontology annotation, cellular component: membrane. The transcript has 13 exons. NCBI's taxonomy places the organism in Eukaryota, Viridiplantae, Streptophyta, Magnoliopsida, Brassicales, Brassicaceae. Gene Ontology annotation, molecular function: xenobiotic transmembrane transporter activity; antiporter activity. The record is from RefSeq and is a predicted model, not a curated record. The coding region runs from base 81 to 1664 and encodes 527 amino acids.
AUAAAAAGAGAGUGAAACAUGUGGCUCUCUUUCUUCUUCCUCCUCCGCCGAGAUUUUUUCUCCGUCCCUCUCUCUCCGCAAUGGCGGCGGUUGCGACCUCCUUCUGUUUCUCUCCUCUCCGAUCUCCCUCAGUUUCAAAACUUCACAAUCUAUCUAAGAUCACUACUCCAUCGAUUCGACGAUCAAUCGUCUGUAAAUCUUCGCCUCGCGAUGAAUCUCCCGCCGUCGCCGCUUCUUCUCGCCGACCGGAGAACCAGCAGAAUCUAGUGGAAUCUCCUAAACCGGAUCCUGAUCAUAAACCGGAUCCUGGGAUUGGUAAAAUUGGAAUGGAGAUUAUGUCAAUUGCAUUACCAGCUGCAUUAGCUUUAGCUGCUGAUCCUAUUACAUCUCUUGUCGACACUGCGUUCGUUGGCCAUAUUGGUUCUGCAGAACUAGCUGCUGUAGGAGUUUCAGUUUCUGUAUUCAAUUUGGUGUCGAAGCUCUUCAAUGUUCCUUUGUUAAAUGUCACUACUUCGUUUGUUGCGGAGGAGCAAGCCAUUGCUGAUAAAGAUGAUGAUGGUUCUAGGGAAACUGGUAAGAAGAAAGUGCUGCCUUCUGUUUCAACAUCCUUACUUCUUGCUGCUGGAGUUGGCAUUGCAGAGGCGAUUGCGCUCUCGCUUGGGUCUGAUUUCUUGAUGGACGUCAUGGCUAUACCUUUUGAUUCACCAAUGCGGAUACCAGCAGAGCAGUUCCUCAGACUUAGAGCGUAUGGUGCACCGCCAAUUGUAGUUGCAUUGGCUGCGCAAGGAGCUUUUCGUGGUUUCAAGGACACUACAACACCUCUAUAUGCCGUUGUUGCGGGGAAUGUGCUUAAUGCGAUAUUGGAUCCAAUACUGAUAUUUGUCCUUGGUUUUGGUAUCUCUGGUGCUGCGGCUGCUACUGUGAUUUCUGAAUACUUGAUUGCGUUUAUUCUUCUGUGGAAGUUGAAUGAGAAUGUGGUUUUGCUUUCUCCUCAAAUCAAAGUGGGAAGAGCCAACCAGUACCUCAAAUCAGGUGGGCUUCUGAUUGGUAGAACUGUGGCACUGCUUGUACCGUUUACAUUGGCUACUUCCUUAGCAGCUCAAAAUGGACCUACUCAAAUGGCUGGCCAUCAAAUCGUUUUGGAAAUCUGGUUGGCUGUCUCUUUACUCACCGAUGCUUUAGCUAUCGCUGCACAGAGUCUUCUUGCAACCACUUUCUCUCAAGGAGAAUACAAACAAGCCCGGGAAGUUCUAUUCGGAGUCCUUCAGGUAGGUUUAGCAACUGGAACUGGUUUGGCUGCUUUAUUGUUCAUCACAUUCGAGCCAUUUUCAAGUUUAUUCACAACGGAUUCAGAGGUUCUAAAGAUUGCUUUGUCAGGGACCUUGUUUGUGGCUGGAUCUCAACCAGUAAAUGCUCUAGCGUUUGUUUUGGAUGGGCUCUAUUAUGGUGUCUCUGACUUUGGAUUUGCCGCUUACUCUAUGGUGAUUGUCGGAUUCAUAUCUUCCUUGUUCAUGCUUGUGGCUGCACCAACAUUUGGCCUUGCGGGAAUCUGGACAGGUUUGUUCCUCUUCAUGGCGUUGCGACUGGUUGCCGGAGCCUGGAGAUUGGGGACAAGAACAGGUCCAUGGAAAAUGCUGUGGUCUACCCCAGAGAAGCCAGAAUGAAACGGAUCGAUCCUGAUCCUGAUCCUGAUCCUGAUCCUGUUUCUGCGUCAACAUUUUUGUGGUAUGAUGCAUGACUCUUAAGAUAACGAAAACGGAAUGAACUAAUAGUACAUAGUCUUACAGUA